Molecule: messenger RNA, 3105 nt
Organism: Colletotrichum fioriniae
Lineage: Eukaryota; Fungi; Ascomycota; Sordariomycetes; Glomerellales; Glomerellaceae
Biological process (GO): double-strand break repair via homologous recombination
Cellular component (GO): cytoplasm; nucleus
Molecular function (GO): ATP binding; metal ion binding; ATP-dependent chromatin remodeler activity
Source: RefSeq, a predicted model, not a curated record
AUGCCCAACUCGGGUUCCGCUCGUGCCGGCUCGGCCUCCUGGAACCAUUUUGAACCGCCUGUGCCCAAUCUAGGUAGUUCGGCAAGCCAUACCAAUCCAUUCAACAGGAAAAGAGCAUUUGGUUCCGCCUUUGAGUCUCUCGGCCAGGCCACUUCAGGCCGGAACAAGUCUCAGCGCACAACCGAUGUGUCUGAUGUCAUCGACCUUACUGGGGACGAUGAUGAUGUACCUACAUCAUUCAUAUCGCGCUCAAAGCAAGCGGAGGCACAGGAGCGAGGUCGUAGAAUGGCCUCACUGGCACGCACUCCCCGUCAAUUCUCUCAGGCCAAUGCAUACGACGCCAGACAUCCUCCCGUGGUCCAUCAUCUCCCAGGCGUAUAUGGCACUGGAUAUGCCAACGGUCUAAAUCCCAAUAAUGUCAUUCCCCAGGGAUAUGCCAGCGCGAGCUCUUCUUCGAGUAUGGCUUCAACCCCUGGCGGAGAUUUUAUGCCCCGGAUGCCGGGUUCUUACAUCGACGAGGAAGACAUGAACUUUGGUUUCACGCCGGCUAGCCAGAUGAUGAACCGUCAGCUAGCCAACCGGAACGGAUAUCCUUUUGGCAACAGAUCUGCUCUAAGCACCUCUGAUGUGAUCAACAGAGCUAACAACUACAACUUCAUGGACCUGACCGACGGCUCCGGAAACCCGCUGGAUGCUCGCGUUGUCUCCUUGAUGGAGGACAUUAACAAUGACCCUCGCAGAUCCAAAGAGGAAGUGGAGGCACUUUUGCGAAAUGUGCACGCCGGCAUGGAUAUCCCCGAGGAAGAUCGGGAGGGAACUCCUGAAGCUAUGAGAUACCCUCUUUAUGCGCACCAGAGGGUUGCGUUGACAUGGAUGAAGCGCCAAGAGAAGGGCACUAACAAGGGAGGUAUAUUGGCCGAUGACAUGGGCCUGGGAAAGACAAUUUCCGUUCUAUCCCUCAUGGUGUCACAAAAGUCGACCAAACCAACAUGCAAGACCACGUUGAUUGUGGCCCCGCUGUCCCUGAUUCGGCAGUGGGAAGAUGAGAUCAAGAAGAAGCUCAAGAGUGGCCUGCCUCAUGCCUUGACUGUAUACAUUCAUCACAGUACUCAGAAGACGACAGCCCAAGAGUUGAUGAAGUACGAUGUCGUCCUGACCACCUAUGGGACCCUCGUCUCGGACAAGAAGAAGUAUGCUGCUUGGCUCAAGGACUUGGACGGACGUCCUGCGUUGACCAAGACCGACCCCAAUCUGGCGAGCUCUGUCUCCCUGUUCCAUCCAGAUUACUCGAAGUUUUAUCGCAUCGUUCUGGAUGAAAGCCAACAGAUCAAGAAUCACAAGGCGCAGGCGGCUGGGGCCGCUUCCCACCUGCAAAGCGAGUAUCGUUGGUGCCUAUCCGGUACACCGAUGAUGAACGGCGUCGACGAGCUCUAUUCUCUCUACAGGUUCCUGGGAAUCAAGCCAUACAGUGACUGGUCUAAGUUCCGUGGCGCCUUUGGGGUGCUCUUCGGGAAGAAAGGUGACCCUCAGGCCCAAGCAAUGAGAAACUUGCAAGUUCUGCUCAAGGCGACUCUUUUACGCCGAACCAAGACUUCGCAAAUUGAUGGAAAGCCCAUUUUGCAACUUCCAGAGAAAACCGAGGAGGUGGUUUACGCAGAGUUGGACGAGGACGAGCGCAAGUUCUACACUGAUCUAGAGACCAAGUCGCAGGUUCAGAUCAACAAGUACCUGCGAAAGGGUACUUUGGGCAAGCACUAUUCUCAUGUAUUGGUGUUACUUCUCCGCCUCCGCCAGACUUGCUGUCACCCGCAUUUGCUUCUUGAAGCAGACGAUGCAGUGCCUGAAGUCGAUGACGAUAUGCUUAGUCGCGUCAGAACUCUAUCUAUAGCUGUUGUUCAACGCCUGACUGAGAAGUCUCGCGCUCUCGAGAGCGCCGACGCCAUCAAUGAGGGCUUUGAGUGCCCAAUCUGCUACGACAUGAUGCCCGACCCGACUAUUCCACUGCCCUGCGGGCACGAACUCUGUGCUGGCUGUCUCAAGCAGCACGUUGACAACGCUAGGCGGGAGAACAUUAGAAAUGGCGAAGACGAAGGCCAGGUCAAGUGCGCUGUCUGCAGAGGCGCGUUGGACCCGACGAACGUAAUCACUUUUUCGGCGUUCAAGAAGGUCUACAUGCCUGAUGAAGCUGCUAGCGGAAGCUCUGAAGAUGAAGAGUCCGACGGCUCUGUUUGGAGUAGCGAUGAUGAUGAGGAAGAGGAAGAGGAGCAAGACGAUGCCGAUGCAGAUGACGCCGAUAAGAAUGGCAACCUUAAAGGCUUCGUCGUUCCUGAUGCUUACGCUAACAUUAGUGAUGAUGAGGACGAGUUGUCAGGGUCUCCUGCGCCAAAGCCCAAGGCGAUUGAGCGAAAGAAGAGGAAGUCGAAGGGAAAAAUGAAGGCUGCAAAGUCUUCAAGUAAGGAGUCAAAGAAGAGACUGAAGAAGAUUAAGGGCAGCCAGUUGGCAACGCUUCGAAAAAAUGCCAAGAAGAACGCUGGUGCCUGGCAGGACUACACAAAGUACCUGAGUCACCAUUGGCUUGCUUCCUCCAAGACGAGAGCUUGUGUGGAUCUUCUCAAGAAGAUUCAGGAAACAGGCGAGAAAACAAUCAUUUUCUCCCAGUGGACUAUGCUGCUGGAUCUUUUGCAGGUCGCGAUCAGAAAGCAAGGUCUCAACAUCAAGCAUUGCCGCUACACAGGAGAGAUGUCGAUGGCACAGCGUGAUGACACUGCUUUCACUUUCUCGAACGACCCGAGCAUGAAGGUCAUGAUGGUGUCGCUGCGCGCCGGAAACGCUGGUCUUAACCUUGUCGCGGCUUCGCAGGUCAUCAUCAUGGAUCCUUUCUGGAAUCCGUACAUUGAGAUGCAAGCCGUUGACAGAGCCCACCGCAUCGGCCAGCAGAAGCCUGUAAAGGUGCACCGAAUCCUGACCCAGCAAACGGUUGAAGAUCGUAUCGUCCAGCUUCAGGAGAAGAAAAGGGCGACGGUGGACGCCGCUUUGGACGAGCGUGAGGGUGCUAAGUUGGCUGGCCUCAGCAUGACUGAACUGCGUUUCCUUUUCAAUCUUUGA